This is a messenger RNA of Panicum virgatum (switchgrass), 1678 nucleotides long. RefSeq names its product peroxidase P7-like. Bases 280 to 1239 code for a protein of 319 amino acids. Gene Ontology annotation, biological process: response to oxidative stress; hydrogen peroxide catabolic process. NCBI's taxonomy places the organism in Eukaryota, Viridiplantae, Streptophyta, Magnoliopsida, Poales, Poaceae. The transcript has 3 exons. The record is from RefSeq and is a predicted model, not a curated record. Gene Ontology annotation, molecular function: heme binding; peroxidase activity.
GCCACUCGGUCACGGGCGGGAGAAACUCGGUGGCUCAUGUCUGCUCUGUUCCGUGCCAACACCCCACGGGUACGUGUAACCACCGCGCGCGCGGCCACUGGCCUGGCCACUAUAUAGCUCAGGGGGCGCCGUGCUGGCUCGGCACCAGCUCGGAAUUGAAGCGGCAGCGUACUGGCUGUAGCUAGCAGCUAGUAGCCCUACUACCUCGAUCGACCGAUCGAUAGAUUGAUCGAUCUCGUUCCUUCCCCCGAGUCGAGGAAGCAGAGGCGGCGGCUAUCCAUGGCGGCGUUGAGGCGGGCGGCGGCCGUGGCGUGCGUGCUGGCGCUGGCGCUCGGCGCGGCGGCGCAGCUGACGCCGACGUUCUACGACGGGAGCUGCCCGAGGCUGCAGUCCAUCGUGCGCGCCGGGAUGGCCGCCGCCGUGCAGCAGGAGCCGCGGAUGGGGGCCUCCAUCCUCCGCCUCUUCUUCCACGACUGCUUCGUCCAGGGGUGCGACGCGUCGGUGCUGCUGGACGACUCGGCGACGCUGACGGGGGAGAAAAACGCCGGGCCUAACGCCAACUCCCUCCGCGGCUACGAGGUCAUCGACGCCAUCAAGUCCCAGGUCGAGGCCGCCUGCCCCGGCGUCGUCUCCUGCGCCGACAUCCUCGCCCUCGCCGCCCGCGACGGCGUCAACCUGCUGAGCGGCCCGACGUGGGCGGUGCCGCUGGGGCGGCGCGACACGCGCACGGCGAGCCAGGCGGCGGCGAACAGCAACCUGCCCUCCCCGUCCUCGAGCGCGGCGGCGCUGGUGUCGGCGUUCGCGUCCAAGGGCCUGGACGCGCGCGACCUGGUGGCGCUCUCGGGCGCGCACACCGUGGGGUCGGCGCGGUGCGCGAGCUUCCGGUCGCGCGUGUACAACGACACCAACAUCAGCGCCGGGUUCGCGGCGAAGCGGCGGCAGAUCUGCCCGCCGCAGGGCGGCGGCGCCGCCGACGGCAACCUGGCGCCGCUGGACGCGCUGAGCCCCGUGCGCUUCGACAACGGCUACUUCCGCAACGUCGUGGCCCAGUUCGGCCUGCUCCACUCCGACCAGGAGCUCUUCGGCGGCGGCCAGGUGGACGGCGUCACGGCGCAGUACGCGCGCAACGGCGCCGCCUUCGCGCGGGACUUCGCCGCGGCCAUGGUCAAGAUGGGGAACAUCAGCCCGCUCACGGGGUCCAGCGGCGAGGUCCGCGCCAACUGCCGGAAGCCCAACUGAGGAUGGGGGUCGCCGACAUGGCCAGCUAAGAGGAGUGCGUGGGGGAAAGUGUGGAGUGCGUUGGAAGGGAGCGGCGGCGGCUGAUGGUCGGAGACGGUGAUGAUUGAGGUGGGAUUUGGUGGGUGGAGCGGCGCUGUCGGGGGGGGGGGGGGGGGGGGGGGGGGGGGACGAGUCACGAAAGGUGUGGGUGGGGCCCAGCGUGCCGUGACACAUCGAACGCGCGCUGCAUGCAUGCAUGGCCUGGCCACUGCGGCUGCUUUUGGUUUGGUUGCAUUCUUUCCUUGUACCAUAUACACGGUGGCGACGACGGUCCGGUCCGAGCUUGUAAGUUUGUACGUACGUGGUCGAUUCAUGAUUAUUUUUCAGGGAGGCGACACGAAUAAGAACGUGUAUGAAAAAUGAGCUUUCUUUUCCAAACAAAUUACAAAAAAAAUUUGUA